Messenger RNA from Cadophora gregata, 1032 nucleotides. RefSeq lists its product as uncharacterized. The transcript is spliced from 3 exons. NCBI's taxonomy places the organism in Eukaryota, Fungi, Ascomycota, Leotiomycetes, Helotiales, Ploettnerulaceae. The coding region runs from base 1 to 1032 and encodes 343 amino acids. Gene Ontology annotation, molecular function: oxidoreductase activity, acting on the CH-OH group of donors, NAD or NADP as acceptor. The record is from RefSeq and is a predicted model, not a curated record.
AUGUUCUCCAGACCUGCAUUGCGCGCGGCUCGCGCCGCCAGAGUUGCUACUCCUGCUUUCAGAGCUGCCAGACCCAUCACUUUCUCCGCUCCCCUCAAUGAGCCAGCACCAGAUGUUGUGGCCGCCACUGAGGUCAAGCACAGCUCCUACGCUGAUGGAUCAGUUGAGAGAUCAACAAUUGUGGUUAAUCAAAACACCAUCGAAAAGUCUGGCCCAUUGAGCAAGGCUACAUACCAGAACCUCCCACCAACAAUGCAGAAGAUGUCCUUGAUGGACAAGGUGGUUGUUGUGACUGGUGGUGCUCGUGGAUUGGGAUACAGCAUGGCUCAGGCUUGUGCAGAGGCUGGAGCCAAGGCUCUGAUCAUUCUUGAUGCCAAUCAACAGCUCGGAGAGGAGGCUGUUGCAUCCCUCCACGCCUUGACUGGUGACACUGUCCCAGUCGCUUUCUACAACGUUGAUGUUCGUGACGAGAACGCCAUCAACGAGUCGAUCAACGCAUUGGUCAAGGCAUACGGCGUUCCAGAUGUCCUGAUCAACUCCGCAGGUAUUGCUGACUCCAACAUGCCAGCCGAGACCUAUGACACCAAGAAGUGGACCCGCCUCAUCGACAUCAAUUUGACUGGUUCAUUCUUGAUGGCACAAGCAGUUGGAAAGCACAUGAUUGACGCAAAGAAGCCUGGAUCCAUUGUUUUCAUCGCCUCGAUGUCUGGUGGGAUUGUCAACUACCCACAAGAACAAUCUUGCUACAACGCCUCCAAGGCUGGUGUCAUCCAGCUCGGAAAGUCCUUGGCCGCUGAGUGGGCUAAGUUCAACAUCCGUGUCAACUGCAUCUCCCCCGGUUACAUGGACACCGCACUCAACAACGUCCCAGCUCUCGAUGCCCAGAAGAAGAUCUGGAAGUCCCUUACCCCACAGAACCGCCUCGGUGCCGUUGACGACUUGAACGGUCUCGCAGUUCUCCUCGCAUCCGACGCAUCCGCCUUCAUGACCGGCAGCAAUGUCAUCAUCGACGGCGGCUACACCCUCUACUGA